ACCAUGGCCCCGCAGCACGCAGGUAGCAGGAAGCGGAAAGCGCCCGCGCACGAGGCCGCCGCCGGGGGCUCGGCGUCGCCGGGGGCGGCCGGGGCGCACGGAGAGGGGCCGCUGCAGCCCAAGAAGCAGAGGCGGCCGGCGCCGCGACGCUCGCUGGUGCACUACCUGAAGGACCGCGAGGUGGGUGCGCCGGGGCGCGCGGGGCUCCCGGGCUUCGAGCGCCAGCUGAGCAGCCACGCGGUGCGCAGCCUGCCCGAGGUGCUGACGGAGCGCCCGCUGGCCCUGGGCACCCUCAACAAGGUGUUCGCGUCGCAGUGGCUGAACGCCAGGCAGGUGGUGUGCGGCACCAAGUGCAACACGCUCUUCGUGGUGGACGUGCACUCGGGCCACAUCACGCGCCUCCCCCUGAUGCGGGACAGGGUGCCGGCGCUGGUCGGGCCCCAGCCGGGCUGCGGCAUCCACGCCAUCGAGCUGAAUCCCUCCAAGACGCUCCUGGCCACGGGGGGCGAAAACCCCAAUAGUCUGGCCAUCUACCAGCUGCCCACCCUGGACCCCGUGUGUUUGGGCGACCGCCAGGGCCACAGCGACUGGAUCUUUGCCAUCGCCUGGAUGAGUGACACCGUGGUUGUGAGUGGCUCCCGCGACGGUACCGUGGCUCUGUGGCGUUUGGACCCUGACAUUUUCAGUGACUGCAUUGCUUGGCGCAAUGUAAUGAAGGUCCCCUUGUAUGCCCACAUCCGCCCAAAGGACGUGGAAGCCAUCCCCAGGGCCAGCAUCAACCCCAGUAACCGCAAAGUCCGCGCCUUGGCUUUCAGCGGCAGGAACCAGGAGCUGGGAUCCGUCUCCCUGGACGGCUACUUCCACCUGUGGAAACCUCGCAGCAACCUGUCCAGGCUGCUGUCCGUCAGGCUGCCCUACUUCCGAGAGAACGUGUGCCUGACCUACUGCGAGGAGUUGUCCCUGUACGCGGUGGGCUCCCAGUCCCACGUCUCCUUCGUAGAUCCGCGCCAGGGCCAGCACAACAUCCGCCCGCUGUGCUCCCGCGAAGGUGGCACUGGCGUGCGCUCGCUGAGCUUCUACCAUGACAUCAUCACCGUGGGAACGGGCCACGGCUCCCUGCUCUUCUAUGACGUCCGCGCCCAGAAGUUCCUGGAGGAGAGAGGCGACGCCGUCCUGGACUCCUCUCCAGGGACUGCCAGGAGGAAGCUGAAGCUCACCUGUGGCAGAGGCUGGCUCAAACACGAUGGGUUCUGGGUGAAUUACUAUGGUGGUGUGGACGAAUUUCCCAAUGCUCUCUACACCCAUUGCUACAACUGGCCAGAGAUGAAGCUCUUUGUAGCUGGGGGGCCUCUCCCUUCUGGCCUCCAUGGGAACUAUGCAGGCCUGUGGAGCUAA
Lepus europaeus (European hare) is the source of this 1395-nucleotide messenger RNA. RefSeq names its product DDB1- and CUL4-associated factor 12-like protein 2. The record is from RefSeq and is a predicted model, not a curated record. Gene Ontology annotation, molecular function: protein binding. Bases 4 to 1395 code for a protein of 463 amino acids. Gene Ontology annotation, cellular component: Cul4-RING E3 ubiquitin ligase complex. The transcript has a single exon. NCBI's taxonomy places the organism in Eukaryota, Metazoa, Chordata, Mammalia, Lagomorpha, Leporidae.